Neomonachus schauinslandi (Hawaiian monk seal) is the source of this 840-nucleotide messenger RNA. RefSeq names its product neural retina leucine zipper (gene NRL). The record is from RefSeq and is a predicted model, not a curated record. Gene Ontology annotation, molecular function: DNA-binding transcription factor activity, RNA polymerase II-specific; RNA polymerase II cis-regulatory region sequence-specific DNA binding. Gene Ontology annotation, biological process: regulation of transcription by RNA polymerase II. The coding region runs from base 127 to 840 and encodes 237 amino acids. Gene Ontology annotation, cellular component: nucleus. The transcript has 2 exons. NCBI's taxonomy places the organism in Eukaryota, Metazoa, Chordata, Mammalia, Carnivora, Phocidae.
GGUUCUCCAGGGCACUUGGGCUUUGGGAGAAGCAGGUUCUGGUGAAGGAGGCUGGCAGGCAGCCUCCAGGUGCUCCAAACCUCUCCUUUGUUUUUGCAGGUGCACCCCUCCCAAUCCAGCCCCGGAAUGGCACUGCCUCCCAGCCCACUGGCUAUGGAGUAUGUCAAUGACUUUGACUUGAUGAAGUUUGAGGUAAAGCGGGAACCCUCUGAGGGACGAUCUGGCCCCCCAACAGCCUCACUGGGCUCCACACCCUACAGCUCAGUGCCUCCUUCACCCACCUUCAGUGAGCCAGGCAUGGUGGGGGCUACCGAGGGCCCCCGGCCAGGCCUGGAGGAGCUGUACUGGCUGGCCACGCUGCAGCAGCAGCUGGGAGCUGGGGAGGCACUGGGCCUGAGUCCUGAGGAGGCUGUGGAGCUGCUGCAGGGUCAGGGUCCAGUCCCUAUCGAGGGGCCCCACAGCUACUACCCAGGGAGCCCGGAGGAGACAGGAGCGCAGCAUGCCCAGCUGGCCGAGCGGUUUUCGGACGCGGCGCUGGUGUCGAUGUCUGUGCGGGAGCUCAACCGGCAGCUGCGGGGAUGCGGGCGCGACGAGGCGCUGCGGCUGAAGCAGAGGCGCCGCACGCUGAAGAACCGCGGUUACGCGCAGGCCUGUCGCUCCAAGCGGCUGCAGCAGCGGCGCGGGCUAGAGGCCGAGCGCGCCCGCCUGGCCGCCCAGCUGGACGCGCUGCGGGCCGAGGUGGCCCGUCUGGCCAGGGAGCGCGACCUCUACAAGGCUCGCUGUGACCGGCUGACCUCGAGCGGCCCCGGGGCCGGGGACCACACCCACUUCUUCCUCUGA